Molecule: messenger RNA, 1443 nt
Organism: Drosophila subobscura
Lineage: Eukaryota; Metazoa; Arthropoda; Insecta; Diptera; Drosophilidae
Exons: 4
Coding region: 1-1443 (480 amino acids)
Source: RefSeq, a predicted model, not a curated record
AUGGAGUACCGGGAAAGUACCGGGGGCGAUUGGAUUGUGAGCUACAUUCGCGUUAAUUUGGUUAAGAACUGCAGGCGGGGUCCUGUCAGUAACGUACCGUCUUGUCCCGUCCGGAGGAACACAUGGACUGAUGCGGAGCCGUCCAGCCGGACGCUAGAGGGCACAGUCACUGAAGCAGGAGUACUGGAUCAGAAGCUGCAUCAGCUCCUGGUAGAAACAAAUGAGGAUAGAUUGCUUGGCAAAAGUUACGUUCAUAGUUCAAUUGAAGUGGAGUCCGAGAAGAUCCAGACCCCAGACCGGGGUCUGUCUAUCAUGUCCAGCAGUCAUUCCAGCACAAUUGACCGUAAACGCGCCGGAAGCGUCAUCGCCAGUGCAAGUGCAGCCAGCAGCGAGUAUUUAUACGGCGGGUGCGACCAGAUGCGGCGACAACGAUCUGCUGAGUGGCACAGCCAUCGCCCCGGCUAUGAAAGCAGCAGUGACGACGAAUACCAGAACACGGCCCGGCACGCUUCGUUUGAUACGCAGCUUCUGGCCCAGUUGCUUAUCCAAAGCCAGCAGUUGGCAAGCAUGGAACACUACAAUUCGGACUGCGAGCCGGAGUAUUUGAGACAGCGAGACCGUCGAUUGGGAGGGGGAGGCCCCGUGACGGCAGUCCCUGGUCAGGCAGUGACCUACGCGCAACCGCACCAAGGCACGACGGCCCGUGGGGGCUCGCCACUGAAGCUGGCCACCGUGUCGACCAUAAAAUAUCAAUCCAAUGCCAAUCUAGGCCUAUUUCCCAACAGCAGUGCCACUUCGACAGCCACAGAUACAACUGCAGCUGCAUCCACAGCCGUUGCUACACCACGCAGUACAAAUCCCUUCUUAAGCGACAAAUUCACGGCGGACGAUGAGUCCACAGGCACGGUCCUGUUGCCCGCCUCGGCCUCCUCUUCGACGGCUGCCUCAAGCCGCAGUCGGAGCCACCGGAGCAGCGGAGCGGCACGCAGCACGCUGAACCGCUUGAGUGGCAUGACCAGCUCCAGCAGUGGUGCCUCGGCCUUGUCCGUCAAUCGCAGCGAUUCAUUGCGACAGCGACAUCCGAGCCAAAGUCAUAGCCAGGCGCAGCAUUCGCACCCGAGCCAGGUGCGGAGCUUGAGCGGCGUCAGUGGUGACGCCGAUGGAAAUGGCGAGGGAGACUUUGACGAUUUUGCCGGUAGCAGCGGGGAGUCAGAACCACCACCAGAUCCGGCGCCGCCAGAGAUACCACCGCGCACGCAGUCACUGCUAAUGUCUUUGCGCAAGCACUCGGAAUACAGGCUCAAAUAUGAGGAAAAAGGGGACCAAAAACACGAGGAAUUCAUCCCAACCGUCAAGCUUCAGAAGAAUUAUAUUAUCAGCGAUAACUUACGCUCAACGGACCAGCAGUUUAAACCUCAGUCGCCAGUCGACACGCAGGGGUAA